AUGGGAAUAUGCUGUUCUGUUGAGCGCGAUGAAACUCAGUUUGUACAAUGUCAAGGUCACCACAGCUUUUGUGUUUACCACGAGGAUGCGUACGGCAAACACACCUGCAAUAUUGUGUAUCGGCCCCCUUAUCUCAAUGAAAGACUGGCUCCAGGCGAAGCGAAGCCACGAUUUUGGAUCAACCCAAACAACAUUCACCACAAACAUGCAAUGGUCAGUGUAACUUGGUGCCAGUAUAGUCAGCCUCGACAUCUGAACAUGUUGCGGCUGAUGAAAUCUAAAGCGUACAGCAUAAGAAAGCAGGAGGAAGUUAGGGCUGGUACCAAGCAGCCGAAAGAUGACUCAGUUGUGGGAGGUAGCAAGGAUGUUUUGAACCCAGUUGUGGGAGGUAGCAAAGAUGUUUUGAACAUGUGCGUCGUCAAGGCUGAAGACAACAGCAUUUCAGUUAAAAUGUACCCGACAUUCCUCGUUCCCUGCAUCGGCAAGCCAGUGAGAAUACGACUCGUAUUUAUGGACCCAAAGACUGAGCAACUUGUUGGCGAGUACAGUCAUCUCAAGCACAGCAAUGGCAGGGAGGCAGAGACCAUGUUGGAAAUUUCACACUUGAUUCGAAACAUGCAUUUUCUGAAACUGCACUUGACAUACAGCUCUGUGGUGCAUGGUUUGCCUGAUGCCACCCUGGAAGAGAGCCAUGGUGGCGUCAAACGACUGAAGAAAGUCAGAUACAGGCCCAUGCCGAUCACCUGGAUCGAUCUUGACCAUCGAAAGCCCACCAUUAAAGUUGUUGGUGAACAAUUUGAAUUGACACUAGCACCUGCAUGUCCAUCUCUCAAACCUGAAGACUUCAUGGAUGGAAAUGGAGAAAUACCUUUCAUCUUAGGCACCUAUGUCAGAGCUCUUGAUACUUGUCCCAGUCAGCAACUCCAAUUUAGUGCCCGUUUAUUUCACUGGUUCAACCAGUCACUGCCCAUUGAAUGCUGCAGUAACAUCAGCACUACUUGCUGA
Molecule: messenger RNA, 1005 nt
Organism: Candidula unifasciata
Lineage: Eukaryota; Metazoa; Mollusca; Gastropoda; Stylommatophora; Geomitridae
Source: the annotation of a GenBank genome assembly